This is a messenger RNA of Colossoma macropomum (tambaqui), 1587 nucleotides long. RefSeq names its product twisted gastrulation protein homolog 1-A-like. The coding region runs from base 204 to 875 and encodes 223 amino acids. NCBI's taxonomy places the organism in Eukaryota, Metazoa, Chordata, Actinopteri, Characiformes, Serrasalmidae. Gene Ontology annotation, biological process: regulation of BMP signaling pathway. The transcript has 5 exons. The record is from RefSeq and is a predicted model, not a curated record.
UGCUGCUGCUGCUGCCUCGCUUUGUGUGGAGGAGCUGAGCGAGUCACGCCAUCGACACAGAACAUGCCUUAAUUAGACAAAAAAAAAGUUAGAGUAAACAAGAGGAACAAGAAGAUACCAGCUUAUAACCUCCCGAAAAAUCUCACAGAGGCUUCACUUUUGGUGACGUUGAUCCAGGCUGGAGGAGGUUUGUCCGUGGCGGGAUGCAGCCCACCCAGGCACACGUCUCCCUCUUCUCUACACUGCUGCUUCUCUUGUCUGUUCUCUCCUUUUCUGCUGCCUGUAAUAAAGCCUUAUGUGCUAGUGAUGUCAGCAAGUGUCUGAUCCAGGAGCUGUGCCAGUGUAGGCCGUCGGAUGGCAACUGUUCGUGCUGUAAGGAGUGUAUGCUUUGCCUGGGCACACUGUGGGAGGAGUGCUGUGACUGCGUAGGCAUGUGCAAUCCAAAGAACUACAGCGACACGCCCGCCACCUCGAAGAGUACGGUGGAGGAGCUCUACAGACCCAUCCCCUCGCUCUUCAGAGCGCUUACUGAAGGAGAAGCACCCAUCAACAUGAUGGUGGUGUCCUUUCCAGUGGCUGAAGAGCUCUCUUAUCACGAGAACCUAGUCUCCUUCUUGGAGACCAUGGAGGACCAGCACCAGAACAUCUCUCUUCCUGGCAACAGCAUCCACGCCAGUUAUGAUAACAGUCAAGACAACAUGUGCACUGUGGUGUAUUUUGACGACUGUGUGUCGAUCCGUCAGUGCAAGCAGUACUGCGAGUCGAUGGGGGGCUCGAAAUACCGCUGGUUUCACAACGCAUGCUGCGAGUGCAUCGGGCCCGAGUGUGUCGACUACGGCAGCAAAGCAGUAAAGUGUAUGAACUGCCUCUUCUGAACCUGGGCUGUUCACAUGCCUUUGAGAGGACUGUGGGUGGUGACACUCAUACCACUGGAGGGCGCCAUGACUGGACCACAGGCUCAGGAGAUGCUGACCUGAGAAAAAAAACGAUGAUACAAUCAUGUAAAUUACAAGCCCUUGUUUUUUUUGCUCUUUGUGUUAAACUUUUACACUUCUUUUCAUAGGUCCCUAGCAAAGAUUAUAUAUAUGGUAUUUGUCUUUUUUUAUACUUUCCUUGAAUGUAGAUUCUUGCAUAGCCAGUUGCUCUUCAAGUGGUACUACCUGCUAUGCCAAAUAAACGCUUUUAAAAUGUAAGGAGAGGGCUGCCAUACAAAAUACUGUUACAGACUGAAGUAGUGAACUGUUGACUGUCAAUAAGGAUACCAUAUGACCCCUUAACUAGAGUUUUACAAGGCAUUUCAACUAACAAGUAGCUGUGAUCUUGCAUGUCAUAACUUUUAACAGUCCAUUGUUUUCGCCAGUUCUCUUCCUAUGUAAUUUGAUGGAAUUUUUUAGUCAUAAAAAUUCCUCUCCAUGCAGGCCCAGAGGUUAUGUUUAUGACACUUCUCAGGGUGUGGAUGUGGAGCUGAUGCUUUUUUCCACUCUUACCCUGAGGCAUUUCAUGCAUAUGGACCAAGGUGCUGCUCUAAGAACCUUGCACCUUCAUUUUCUCUGUCUUUCAAUAAUGCUUAUUAAAAGACAAGAAACA